Bombyx mori (domestic silkworm) is the source of this 3484-nucleotide messenger RNA. RefSeq names its product protein unc-45 homolog B (gene unc-45). Lineage: Eukaryota; Metazoa; Arthropoda; Insecta; Lepidoptera; Bombycidae. The record is from RefSeq and is a predicted model, not a curated record. The transcript has a single exon. Bases 484 to 3255 code for a protein of 923 amino acids. Gene Ontology annotation, cellular component: cytoplasm. Gene Ontology annotation, molecular function: Hsp90 protein binding.
UUUCCAUAGGUUGCUGUAUGUAUUGAAUCUAUUUUUCAUUAUUGGCCUCGAUGCGAUAAAGAAAACCCAUCCUCUUGUACUUAAAAAUUACGCCCUACAGCAUUUGUUUUCUUCGACUCACAAUGAACGCAAAUUCCAUGUAUAUGAAUCUUUCCCAACGCAUGCAAUGGUUUGGAAUAUGGUGAUUAGUUAGUAAGGACACAGUUAGGUAUAAGAUCAGAACCGCACAAUCAAGAACGAUUCAUCGGCUAAAAUCGAUUAAAAAAUCGAAGUUUUUCAUCAGUAAAAAAUAUCUCUAAAAAAAGAAUCUCAGAUCGACAUCCCUAGUUUACACAUUGGGACAAAAAUAAAAUUCUAUUUUAGUUCGUCUUGAAAUGAAACCACCAGAUUUUACCAGAAUAAUCUUCAUUUACAUUAAGCAGGCUGUAAAAGAACUGUGAAGAAUAAAACGGAAAUUGGCUUCGCAGAUAAACGGACUACACGAUGGUUGUUCAAGAGGAAGCAGAGUCUUACAAAAAUAAAGGAAACGAUGCUUUUAAAUCUGAAAACUAUCAGGAGGCAAUCACUUUUUACACUAAGGCGAUAAAUUUGGCCGAAAAAGGCAGCCGAGACCUUGCAACAUAUUUAAAAAAUCGGGCCGCAGCCUACUUAAAGACCAAAGAAUUCGAAAAAGUGAUCAGUGACUGUGAUAAAGCUCUAGAAAUAAUACCAGAAGAUCCGAAAGCCUUGUUCCGGAGAUCGCAAGCUUUUGAAUGUUUGGAGAGAUUUGAAGAAGCCUACAGAGAUGCCAAAACAAUAUUUACUGUGGACCCAACUAACAAAGCUGUCCAACCUAUUCUAUCACGUCUACACACUGUAGUACAAGAGCGAGCUCGCCAAAAUGCUCAAACAAGCAAUAAAGUGGAACAAAUGUUUAAGUUGGCUUUUGGGUUAGGUGAAGAUAUUGAAAAACGUGAGAAGGCCAUGGCUAACCUAUUAGUUUUAGCGAAAGAAAACAGUGGUGCUGAGGUAAUGUUAAAAAAUGGUGUAGUUCAAAGAAUUCAACAACUACUAAAAGUGGAAAAAAAUUCUGAAAUUUACAUCAAUGCUAUCCGUGUCAUAGGUCAAAUUUGCAAAAAGAACAUUGAAAGAACAAGAGCAGUUUUGAAAGUUGUUGGGAUACCGUGGAUUUUAGAAAUCAUUGACAGUACUGAUGAGAAGAGAGUGAAUGCGGCUCAGUAUUGCCUUCAGAUCAUACUUAACUCAUUUUCAGGGAUGGACAAUAAACAGGAAUCAAAACCUGACCCUAAACUUUGUGAGGAAAACAAAAGUGAAAUAGAUACUCUACUCACCUGUAUCACCUAUUGCAUCACCAAUAGGGUUAUCAGUGGACAGGCUAGAGAUGCUCUCAUUGAACUAAUCAUGAGGAAUUGCCACUACAGUGCAAUCAAUUGGUCAGAAAGAUUUGUUGAAAUCAAAGGGCUGCACAGAUUAUUAGAAGUUUGCAGUGAACUGGAUGAAUAUAAAUAUGAAUCUGCCAUGAAUAUCACAGCAUCCUCAAGAACCAUAGCAGCAGCUUGUUUAGCAAGAAUAUAUGAAAACAUGUACUAUGACCAGGCGAGAGAGAAAUUUAAUGAGCAGGUAGAUGAAUUUGUUAAAGACAAACUGCUCAGUCCUGAUCUGGAAUCAAAAGUUAGAGUAACUGUAGCCAUCACUUCUCUACUUAGAGGCCCAUUAGAUGUUGGUAACUAUGUUAUAUCUAAAGAUGGUAUUAUAGAAAUGAUUCUUGUUAUGGCUCAAACUGAUGACCUACUGCAGCAAAAAGUCGCCUGUGAAUGUUUGAUAGCAGCUGCAUCCAAGAAAGACAAAGCCAGAGCCAUACUUACUAAAGGUGUUGAUAUCUUGAAAAAACUUUACCAGUGCAAAAAUGAUGCAGUCAGAGUAAGAGCCUUAGUAGGCUUAUGUAAAAUUGGCAGUUUUGGUGGUGAUGAUGCUUCCAUACGCCCAUUCGCGGAAGGUUCCACAAAAAAACUAGCAGAAGCCUGUAGAAAAUUUUUGGUAAAUCCAUCUAAAGAUAAUGACGUGAGAAAGUGGGCUGCUGAAGGUCUCUCAUAUCUAACCUUAGAUGCAGAUGUUAAAGAGAAACUAGUUGAAGAUAAGCCAGCUAUUCAAGCUCUGAUUGAGUUGGCUAAAACUGGUGAUCAGUCAUGCCUAUAUGGUGUUGUAACCACUAUAGUUAACUUGUGUAAUGCAUAUGAAAAGCAGGAAAUGAUGCCUGAAAUGUUAGAACUAGCCAAGUUUGCUAAGCAUCAUGUACCCGAACAGCAUGAAUUGGAUGAUCCUGAUUUUGUAAGCAAGAGAAUAUCAGUAUUGACAAAAGCUGGUGUAACCAGUGGCUUGGUAGCAUUGGCUAAAACGGAGAGUCACAACUCAAGAGAACUCAUAGCUAGAGUAUUCAAUGCUAUUUGUAAUUUGCAAGAAUUGAGAGGCCUAGUUGUACAACAAGGUGGAGCAAAAGUUCUAAUACCAAUGUCUCUUGAGGGUACUCAAAAUGGAAAAAAACAAGCUGCUCAGGCUUUAGCCAGAAUUGGGAUAACAAUAAAUCCAGAGGUGGCAUUCCCUGGUCAAAGAAAUUUGGAAGUCAUUAGACCUUUACUGGCAUUAUUACAUCCAGAUUGUACAGCCUUGGAAAACUUUGAAGCAUUAAUGGCUUUGUGCAAUUUAGCUGGAAUGAAUGAGACAACCAGAAAUAGAAUAAUCAAAGAGGGAGGUUUAUCUAAGAUUGAACAUUACCUAUAUGAAGACCAUAUGAUGCUUAUUAGAGCAGCCACACAGUGUAUUUGUAACUUACUUCAGUCUGAAGAAGUUGUCAAAUCAUAUGAAGGAAAAAAUGACAAAACCAAAUUCUUAUUCCUACUGUGCCAAGAAGAAGAUGAGGAUACAGUCACCGCUGCAGCAGGUGCUUUGUGUAUAUUGACUUCAGUUAGUAAAGUUUGCUGUCGAAAAUUACUAGAUGUCGAGCAAUGGCCUGAAACACUAAGGUGUCUUCUAGCAAAUCCAAACUCAGAAAUACAAUACAGAGGAACCUAUAUGUUGUACAAUAUAAUAAAAGAUGACAAAGAUUUUGCUGCAAAAGUAUUUGAGACUGAUAUAAUGGAAAUAUUAAUGGCACUGUCUAAAUUAAAUGAUGAAGCACACAUCAGAGCCAAUGAAUAUGCUCAAAAAUGUUUAAAUGCAGCUGAGGACUUAGGAGUCAUAAGAAAGCCUGAGGCAUAAUGAUUGGUGUUUUUAAGAAAUUCCCAAAUAAAUUUUGAAAGAAAUAAAUAAUAUUGUAGGAUUGUUUUGUUAAAAUAUUGAAAGUAAUAUACAUACAUUAUUUAGUUAAAAAAUUGUUUGCAUAGAAUUUGUAAUUUGUAUUUAUAAUUUUUAAAUAUAUUUUUUAUUAAUGGCAUAUUUUACCAUCACAGGUUAGUUGCCAAACGAGCACCGAAAUUUAUCCACAAUA